CCGUCAACCUUUCACCCUCACCACGUCGUCCGUUCCGCUCCAUUGCCGCCAUACUUCCCCCGGGAAUCGCCAUGCGAUAGAGUGGAAUUCGCUCUUCUCAUUCAAUUCAUCCUCGUUUCGAAAGGAAUCAGCGAGGUUCCUUGCAACCUCCCCGGCCGCAAUGGCCUCCCAACAAGCCGCAAAGCCCUUCCACAAGAAGAUCUUGGACCCGACCAAGAUUGGGACCUGGAACGUCGCCCGCCGUCCGCCGAUUGAGAACCACAGCCUGAUUCAGGGCAAGCCUCGUGAACAGAACUCCAAUGCCUUCAAGGAUCAUCAGUCGAAGGAGGGCACUCGGCUACGGAAGGCCCUGAACGCCAUUACCCAUGGCAAGAACAUCUUUGUCUAUCAUAACAUUCGCACCAACCAGGUGGUGUAUUCGUUGACGCGGUACCUCGAGAAAAACAGCGUCCUCCGUCAACUCGUCUACCACGGCAAGAAGACCGUCCCCGCCUCCCUCCGAAAAGAUAUGUGGGUUCCGUACUACUCGGUGCACUUCAACGACUCAAAGAUCGGUCUUCGCGCGUACCACCUGCUCCGAGAAUUCUCCAUGCAGCGUCAACUCUCCCCGCCCCGCGAGAUGAUCACCAUCGAUCAGAAGUACCUCGACCAGAAGCGGCCCCGGGACCCCGAGAAGGCCAAGGAGUUCAACGAGAAGUACGAGGGCAAGCUCGGCUGGUUGAUGGAGAAGAAGGACCGCGCCCGUGCCAUGAUGGACCAGAAGGCUACCAGCGUUGCCGAUAUCGCCGCCGUCCUGGAGAUUCAGGAGGAGGAGAUGAAGAACGGCUUUGCUAGUGGCCUGCGUGGCUAUCUCACUCCUUCGGCCCGGCGACGUCGGAGACAGGCCCGCCAGAAGGAGCAGCUCAAGGCCGAGGAGCAGGCCGCGCGCGUGGCCAGCUUUGAACAGGCCCUGAGCACGAACCAGGUCGAGUACAAGAUCGAGGAGAUCGAGGACAAGACGGGGGCUUUGGAGAACAACGGCGUCAAGAUCCUCUGGACUGAUAUCCACGAUGCCCGACUGGCCGAGACUUGGUCGGAUCGCGUCCAGCACGGUGAAUUGGAGUUGACUCGCGACCACGUGAUGCCCGGCCAGAAGCGCAUCAUCAACCAGGAAGUCCUGGCCGAGGGUGGCUUCAAGGAGAAGCAGGCCUAAAGUCUGAGGUCUGUGAACGGGGUGGUAUAGAUACUGUGGAUAUUUCUGUUCGAGAAAUGUGUGUUUAUGUAUCGCAUUAUACAAAUUUGUACUUUUAGAUACUUAGCUUUCUUUGUGUUCUGGAAUGAAUUGGCGUUUAGCAGAC
Messenger RNA from Aspergillus melleus, 1337 nucleotides. Its product is annotated as mitochondrial 54S ribosomal protein mL67. Lineage: Eukaryota; Fungi; Ascomycota; Eurotiomycetes; Eurotiales; Aspergillaceae. Gene Ontology annotation, biological process: positive regulation of mitochondrial DNA replication; DNA recombination. The coding region runs from base 161 to 1192 and encodes 343 amino acids. The transcript has 2 exons. Gene Ontology annotation, molecular function: DNA strand exchange activity; single-stranded DNA binding; structural constituent of ribosome. The record is from RefSeq and is a predicted model, not a curated record. Gene Ontology annotation, cellular component: nucleus; mitochondrial large ribosomal subunit.